This is a messenger RNA of Aspergillus calidoustus, 1902 nucleotides long. NCBI's taxonomy places the organism in Eukaryota, Fungi, Ascomycota, Eurotiomycetes, Eurotiales, Aspergillaceae. The record is from the annotation of a GenBank genome assembly.
AUGGCUACAGUCCGGAUCUGUGUCUGCGGGGACGAGGGAACAGGAAAGUCGAGCCUGAUCACCUCCCUUGUCAAGGGAGUUUUUGUCACGAACAAAAUCCAACCUAUUCUCCCACAAAUAACCAUCCCUCCUACGAUCGGAACACCCGAGAAUGUCACGACGACGACUGUGGUCGACACCUCCGCUCUUCCACAGGAGCGGAACAAUCUUGCCAGAGAAAUCCGGAAAUCAAAUGUGAUAUUAUUGGUGUACUCCGACCACUAUAGCUAUGAGCGGGUGGCUCUUUUCUGGCUGCCAUACUUCCGGUCACUCGGUGUCAACGUGCCUGUCGUGCUCUGUGCCAACAAGUCUGAUCUUGCCGCGGAUCAUACCGAGACCCAAGUUAUCGAAGAUGAAAUGUUACCGUUGAUGUCGGAGUUCAAGGAGAUUGAUUCAUGCAUCCGGACCAGUGCUCGCGAGCAUCGAAAUGUCAACGAGGCAUUCUUCCUUUGCCAGAAAGCGGUUACCCAUCCCAUCGCGCCCCUAUUUGAUGCAAAAGAGUCUGCCCUGAAACCGGCCGCGGUCGCGGCAUUACAGCGCAUUUUCUAUCUCAGCGACAAAGAUCGAGAUGGCUACCUAUCCGAUAAGGAAAUCAAAGAUUUUCAGAUGCGUUGCUUUGAGAAACCUUUGAGCGAAGAGGACCUGAUUCAUAUCAAGGAGACAAUCCAGAAAACGCACCCUGGCUCUGUGACGCCUUCAGGCAUAGAUUGUCAAGGAUUUAUCCAUCUCAAUAAGAUGUAUGCAGAGAAAGGGCGACACGAGACGGUCUGGAUUAUUCUUCGCGCAUUCCAAUACACUGACAGCCUUUCCUUACAGGAGGGCUACCUCCACCCUAAAUUUGAGGUGCCCCCCUUUGCUUCCGCCGAGCUGUCGCCUGAGGGGUAUCGCUUCUUUGUGAACCUCUUUCUUCUGUCUGAUAAGGACAAUGAUGGUGGGCUCAACGAUGCGGAGCUCGCAUCUCUCUUUGCGCCAACACCAGGACUGCCUUCAUCCUGGAGCGACGGUUCAUUCCCAUCGUGUACUGUCCGAAAUGAGGCUGGCCACGUAACUUUACAGGGUUGGCUGGCGCAAUGGAGUAUGACAACGUUUACAUCGCCCAAGACAACGUUGGAAUACCUUGCAUAUCUGGGGUUCGAGUCCUCAGAUCGAAGUAAUCCUUCUACGACGGCGGCGCUCAAAGUUACCCGACCACGAAAACGAAGAAAGCGUCCCGGGCGGGUAGGUCGCAACGUGGUACUCGGUCAUGUUGUAGGAGCUCCAGGAUCAGGCAAGUCGGCUCUGCUUGACGCCUUUCUGUCCCGUGGCUUCAGUACGAUGUAUCAUCCCACUAUCCAGCCACGAACUGCAGUCAACACUGUUGAACUACCUGGGGGUAAGCAGUGUUACCUGAUCAUGGACGAGCUCGGAGAGCUGGAGCCCGCUAUACUCGAAAAUCAGGCAAAGCUCCUAGAUCAGUGCGAUGUAGUCGUAUACACAUACGAUUCGUCCGAUCCCGAUUCAUUUGCACAUAUACCGACGCUCAGGGCAAAAUACCCACACUUAGAGGAGCUUCCAAGUGUUUAUAUCGCUCUCAAGGCUGAUCUGGAUCGCACGACUCAGCGGGCAGAGUAUCAGCCCCACGAAUACACGGCAAUGCUGAACAUGCCUGGGCCUCCCCUCCAUGUAAGCGUCACCUGGACCUCGAUCCAAGAGGUGUUUGUACAUAUUGCCGAAGCGGCUAUGGAACCCAGCACGGCUUUUCCACGAAGUGAGGAGGAUGUUGAAGGGAAAUGGAUGGCGUGGGGAAUUGCGCUAGGAGCAGUGGUAUGCGCCGGAGCUGCCGCAGUCAUGAUUUGGCGACGAGUCAGCGGCAGCGGGGCUUGA